AUGGAAGACUCGUUCUUCGACGGCUACAAAGAGGAAAUUCGAGACUACGGGGUGGAUUAUGCAAGGAUUUAUGAGGAUUUUACCUAUUGCCCCAAGCGUGAAGUGUUUAACUGCAUUGCGUUUGAGGUAGAUUUGGAGGACUGGAGUCUCGCCGUUCCAACCCAAUUCGAGGUUUGGGAUCUUCUUUCUGACCCUCACUCCUUCAAAUCCAAAUCCAAAUGUAUCUACUGGCACUUGAUAGAUAUAAAAGGCCCGAAAUGCCCAUGGAUAGAGGAAAAUAUGGAUAUUGUCGAAUCCUGCAGGCAAAUCCCGUACCUUGUGAAUGACAAUCAUGGAGAUCGAGAUCGGCUCUUUCUCGUGAUUCGAUUUGUCAUCCAACGAGCCUGCAUUAACCGACCUUUUGUGGAUGUCGACAGCAUACCUUACGAUCCGGUGAGUGACCGCUUGAUGGUCCAUCUCUAUCCCCACAAAACUGUCGGUUUUUCAGUUGUUGAAAUCCAUUUUGAAACGGGACCAGCUGCCGGAAUCAAUGGCCGCAUCAAUGGCCUCAGUCGGAUUGUUGGUGGUUGCGGCAAUUCCUUGGAUGGCCUGGCAAUGUUUAUAGGAAUGAACCAUUCGUUUGCAGUGUCAUCAGGGUUUGAAGCCAAUUGCAUUUACUUCACCGAUUCCAACAAGCAUCAGGUUCUGUUAGAUUCGAUCUAUGGCGGCCAUGACAUAGGGAUUUUCGAUUAUGAGAACCAGACAUUGUCUACAUGUUAUUAUCCAUGUGAUGUUCGAAGCUAUAGAAGAAUUGUGCCAACACCGGUGUGGCUCACUCCAAGGUACAAAGAGCCGAGGAGAAGGGACUUUGAGGGUGCCGAGAGCUGCGAAAGGCGGGAGCGAGAGACGAGAGUCGAGGAAACAGAGGAUGUGAGAAGUGAAAUGAUGAAGGGAGCUGGGCUGGAGAUGAUGAAGAGAAGUGAAACGAGGCUUGCAGAACUCAAACCUACCUCCCGUUCAAUCGUCGUUCAUAUUCGCUCCUCCCAUUCAAUUUCAACAGCGUUAGAAGACAUCCUCGCCAUGGUCAUAUCUAUUGCUCGAGGACACACUCACCAAAAAUUCAUGAACACCUUAGUCGGUAGAGCCGUCAAGGAGGCAGCCGCCACCGUUUACGCACUUGAGGUAUUAAACUUUGGCCCACUGCGAAGGGACGUCGUUGGGAAGGCUGCACCGUCUGUGACGGUCAAAGACAGGAGUUCAACCCCAGUGUCCCACUUCUAA
Molecule: messenger RNA, 1260 nt
Organism: Striga asiatica
Lineage: Eukaryota; Viridiplantae; Streptophyta; Magnoliopsida; Lamiales; Orobanchaceae
Source: the annotation of a GenBank genome assembly